AUGCACAUGGCCACUGUGCACGCCUCCGGCCCCGAGGACCGAGGGAUCGUGGCCUGCGGACGGGAGCCCGAGGCGCGCUGUGACCCACCCCGCCUGUGCACGGCCAGUGUGACAGACCCCAGUGUGACAGAGACCAGUGUGACAGACCCCAGUGUGACAGAGACCAGUGUGACAGAUCCCAGUGUGACAGAGGCCAGUGUGACAGACCCCAGUGUGACAGAUCCCAGUGUGACAGACCCCAGUGUGACAGGCCAGUGUGACAGACCCCAGUGUGACAGAGGCCAGUGUGACAGACCCCCGUGUGACAGACCCCAGUGUGACAGGCCAUGUGACAGAGACCAGUGUGACAGAGACCAGUGUGACAGACCCAGUGUGACAGACCCCAGUGUGACAGACCCCAGUGUGACAAAUCCCAGUGUGACAGAUCCCAGUGUGACAGACCCUAGUGUGACAGACCCCAGUGUGACAGAGACCAGUGUGACAGACCCCAGUGUGACAGAUCCCAGUGUGACAGAUCCCAGUGUGACCGACCCCAGUGUGACAGACCCCAGUGUGACAGAGACCAGUGUGACAGAGACCAGUGUGACAGACCCCAGUGUGACAGAGACCAGUGUGACAGAGACCAGUGUGACAGACCCCAGUGUGACAGAGACCAGUGUGACAGGCCAGUGUGACAGAGACCAGUGUGACAGAGACCAGUGUGACAGAUCCCAGUGUGACAGAUCCCAGUGUGACAGACCCUAG
This is a messenger RNA of Dipodomys ordii (Ord's kangaroo rat), 744 nucleotides long. RefSeq names its product keratin-associated protein 4-9-like. Lineage: Eukaryota; Metazoa; Chordata; Mammalia; Rodentia; Heteromyidae. The transcript has 3 exons. The coding region runs from base 1 to 744 and encodes 247 amino acids. The record is from RefSeq and is a predicted model, not a curated record.